Messenger RNA from Colletotrichum godetiae, 1172 nucleotides. RefSeq names its product endoglucanase-6B. Gene Ontology annotation, molecular function: hydrolase activity, hydrolyzing O-glycosyl compounds. The transcript is spliced from 2 exons. NCBI's taxonomy places the organism in Eukaryota, Fungi, Ascomycota, Sordariomycetes, Glomerellales, Glomerellaceae. Gene Ontology annotation, biological process: cellulose catabolic process. Bases 12 to 1172 code for a protein of 386 amino acids. The record is from RefSeq and is a predicted model, not a curated record.
CAAUCGUCAAAAUGCAUUUCGCUUCACUUCUCACUCUUCUUUCCACUCUUGGAGCAGUAUCAGCAUCACCACGCUUUGGUACUAGAGGGCAUCACUUUCGCCGUGGAGGCACCGGCAACGACACAACAAACCCAUUCGACGGGAAGAAGCUCUACGCCAAUCCAGACUGGGCCGAUAAGCUUGAACAGACUCAUGAUGCAUUCGUGGCAAAGGGAGACACAGUAAACGCAGGCAAGGUCAGAACCAUCCAGGACAUUGGUACAUUUGUCUGGAUUGCGGACGUUGCGGGUCUUGCCAAUAUCGACACGGCUAUUGAACGAGCCCGUGCCGUCCAGUCCAAAACGGGCGAGCAGCAGAUUGUUGGUCUAGUGCUCUACGACCUCCCCGACAGAGACUGCAGUGCAGGAGAGAGUGCCGGCGAAUUUAGCAGCGAGAACAAUGGGCUUGAGUUGUACAAGGCGACUUUCAUCAAACCGUACGCAGAGAAGCUGGCUGCUGCCAGCGACUUGACCUUUGCGGUUGUUCUGGAGCCAGAUUCCCUGGCGAACCUUGUGACGAACUUGGGAGUCGAGUUCUGUGCCAAGGCGCAACCGGUAUAUGAGGAAGGUAUUGCGUAUGCCAUUUCAAGCUUGCAGUAUGAUCAUGUCAAUCUCUACAUCGAUGCUGCCCAUGGUGGUUGGUUAGGCUGGGACGAUAACCUGGCGCCUUCCGCAAAACUUUUUGCCAAGGUCGUCCAGAAAUCUGGCAACAACACCAAGAUCCGAGGUUUCUCGACCAACGUCUCAAACUAUAAUCCCUUCCACGCCGAUCCUCGCGCAAACUACACAGAAUGGAGCAACUCGUAUGACGAGAACAACUACGCGUUAUCCCUUUCUCCCCAUCUUGAAGCCGAAGGCUUGCCAUCACGGUUCAUCAUUGAUCAAGGCCGUGUUUCCAACAGCAGAGCUGAGUGGGGUGAAUGGUGCAACGUCCACCCCGCCGGCUUCGGUAUGCAGCCCGGCACGCCGGUGAAUAACACCCACAUCGACUCCAUUGUGUGGGUUAAGCCCGGAGGAGAGAGUGAUGGACGUUGCGGGCUUGAGGGUGCGCCCAGAGCUGGUGCUUGGUUUGACGAAUAUGUGCAGAUGUUGGUCGAGAAUGCGGACCCAUCUAUCCUUCCGAGUGACGCCUGA